Molecule: messenger RNA, 4653 nt
Organism: Daphnia magna
Lineage: Eukaryota; Metazoa; Arthropoda; Branchiopoda; Diplostraca; Daphniidae
Exons: 2
Coding region: 1-4653 (1550 amino acids)
Source: RefSeq, a predicted model, not a curated record
AUGAUUAUAAUACGGCUCAUGAAGAAUUUGCCACAGCCCGUCGCCCCGACCACGAUACCGAACAACCAGUGCCUAGAGCAACGACCCGCUCAAGUUCGCCCCGGUUCUGUCGAGUCAACCCGUCAACCCGAGUUCGCCCCGCUGGAUGUGCCCGUCAGCACAUCUCGCCCCGGUGUGGUUGAGUCGACCCGUCAACCCGAAUCUGCCUCGCGGGGUGUGCCUACCAGUACAUCCCACCAUUCCCGUGAGGAAGAUGUCUCUCGCACCGAAGUGGUUGUCGAUCCCGUUAGUGGCAGUCGUCAUCAGGCCGAGGGUAGCCGCCCGUCUUCUUUGGCCAGCUCAAGGUCUUCGGUUGCCGCCAGCAUUUCGUCUUCUCAUCGUUCGCGGAGCUCUUCCCUUUCGGCUCUGACUAGAGAACGCCUUGCUGCCGAACUCGACCUUGAACUGGCACGCAAACGGCGAGAAGAAGAAAAGAAUGAAAAUGACCUUCUGAACGAGCUAGCCCGUAAGUUACGUGAGGAGAAGAUUCGUAUCGGGGCCAAACGAAAGGAACGGAAAAUCGAGGAAGAAAUCGCACGUCUUCGUAUGAACGAGAAGUUGUCAAAGAGGUCUGUUCGUUCGCCUUCGCCGACCUCCUUGAGUUCUUUCAGUGAACCAGAUGACGAUAUCCAUAUUCCGUUGCCGAAGAGUAAGCCUCGUGACAUAGUGCUGCUUCCCACCGGGCCAUCCGACAAGAACGCAGAUAGCUGGAUCGACGAUCUGGGACAGAAACCGACGGCCUUACCCGCUGCAGCGCCCAUGCCUUGGAUGUUUGGAGGUUCGGCCCCGUUCACGUGUAGGACACCGUUUGAUGGCGACCCUCGAGAUUGGCUUCUCUUUGCCUCAAGAUUUCGAGCCCUCGUCCACGACGUCAUUCCGAACGAUGCCCAGUGUUUGGCCAUUCUUACCGAGUGGGUUGGCCCUAGCGUUUUUCGCCGCAUCUCUCCAUUGUUAAAGGCUCUUCGUGGGUACACUGCAGUUCUUGCCUAUCUUAAGAAGCACUACGGUUCGAGCGAGCAGAUCGCUCGCUGUCAAAUACACGAUCUUCUUAGUCUUCCCUUCGUCAAGCCGGGUGAUCGCCAGGCACUUGAAAGUUUUUCUGAUCAGCUGCAUGGAGCUGUUGUGGUGUUGGAACAAGGGGGAUUGGAGCACGAUCUUAAGAGUGCUGCUAAUCUUGAUCAGGCAGUACAGAAGCUGCCACCUGUCUUUCGCCAUCGCUGGGCCCGUUACGCACGUAAGCGCUUACCGAAAGGUGUCGACCUUAGCGACUUGGAUCGGUUCAUGGAAGAGGUCGUGGAAGAAGAGCGGAUGGCUCGUUCGGCAUUCGAGUUGGUGCCUAAGAUUGAUCUUCGUGAACAGCGUGUUACGUUUCCCAAGCCAGCCGUUGAAAAGCACCCUUCAAGUAGACCUGCAAUUCUGAAACCGCCACCCGUUCGGCCACCCCCUACCAUUUUAGCCACCCAAGUAGCGAAAGACGUAGAUGUUGAGUGUCCAGGCUGCGGCGGCGCUCAUCGACUUGUUUCUUGCCCCGAAUUACAGAGGAAGUCACCGAGUGAACGAGCGCUGAUGGCGAAGGAGAAAGGCGUAUGUUUCAACUGUCUUGGAGGAAAGCCCCGCAGUGCGCAUUGUCGUUCAAAACCCGCUUGUGAAUCCACCAGAUGCCGUGAACGUCAUCAUUUGCUGUUGCAUGGUGCGGAGAGAGUUUUUCCUGAGAAAAGCACACCUCGUCAGUUCCCGUCUUCCGUCGGAGGCCAAGAAUGUUUUCAAGGACCUCAAACACUCGCCAUUGCUCCCCGCCUGACAUCUGAUGUUCUCUUGGCCGUGGUUCCCGUCCGACUUCGUGCGGGUUGCCGGACUCUUGACGUUUUCGCCCUGCUCGACACCGGGAGCCAAGCUACCCUUCUGCGUGAAGACGCGGCUAAUGCGCUUGGUCUUACGGGCCGGUCACGCAAACUUCGUUUUGGAACCUUCCAUGGGAAAGAUCCGGUCGUCGAGACUCGUCUUGUGGGCUUCUCCGUUUCGUCGCUAGAGGGAGACCAAAGCUACAACGUUUCCGACGCCUUUGUUGUGCCUCGUCUAAAUUUUGGGCAACGCAAGAUAAAAGAUGUUCUCGCUUCGUUCGAUUAUCUUCGUGGCCUCAACUUUCCUGCUCGAGACGCUGGUGAAGUCCAGAGUUUGAUCGGGAUGGACGUUCAAGACGCCCAUCUAAACAUCGAGGUUCGUCGCCCUCCAACUGGAGUUCGGGGCCCUAAUGCUGUGCUCACCCCAUUUGGCUGGUGCGUUGUUGGGAGGACCUAUCCAUUACCGGCAGUGGAAGAUCCAAGCAUAAAUUUCGUUAAGCUGGGAACGAUCGAGCAGCUGGAAGAGUGCGUCGAAAGGUUUUGGAAAACCCAAUCUCUCCCAGUUCGUGAUGCCCCCAGGAUAUUUAUGUCGUCGUCAGACCGUGCCGCAAUGGACCAACUCGAGUCCACCCUUCGGCACACUGGAACGCGUUAUGAAGUAGGCUUGCCUGUUCGCCCGCAUUGCCCGAAGUUGCCGGACAAUAAAGAAUUUGCACGUCGCAAGUUCUUCGCACUGGAGAGGAGACUUCUUUCAGACAACGACCUUCGACAAGCAGUUACGGCGCAGAUGAAGGAGGUGUUUUGCAGCGGCCACGCAGUGAAAGUCACUUCUACAGCUCCCGGUUCCAAGGUGUGGUUCCUACCUUAUCAUCCGGUUCGACAUCCAACGAAGCCCAGCAAGAUUCGUCUCGUUUACGACGCUGCUGCCCGGUUUAAAGGAACCGCGAUCAACGACAUUCUGCUGAAAGGUCCGGAUCUCACCACGCAGUUAUUGGCCGUGCUGCUUCGGUUCCGUGAAAGGAGAAUUGGCGUUACUGCGGACAUUGCGAAAAUGUUUUAUCAAGUGCUGGUUCGUGAGGCAGAUUGCACAAUGUUUCAUUUUUUGUGGCGCGAGCCUGGAACCGAAGAUCCUAUCCAGGAAUUCCAGAUGACGGUGCACAUUUUCGGUGCUGUCUCAUCGCCAACGGUUUGCAGCCUUGCCCUUCAGCGCCUCGAAAAGGAUGCGCCCGAACACCUGAAGGAAGUCGCGAGGCGUAUUCGUUCCAGCUUUUAUGUGGACAACCUGUUGUCGUCGUUCGACGAAGUGGAUGAAGGCGUUUCCAUCAGUCAGAAACUGGUUGAACUACUCAAGCUCGGUGGUUUUGACCUCGUCCAGUUUCUGAGCUCUUCGCGUUCGUUGUUGGACCAACUUCCGUCUUCCUCUCGUCUGGUUCCCGAGCUCGAUCUAGAUUUCGACGAUUUGCCCACCGAGCGCACGUUGGGGUAUCUGUGGAGUUGUGAGCGAGACGAGUUCGUUUUCCGUUUUAAGAAGACAGAAGAGGCCUUUUCAAAACGCUCGAUUCUUUCUGCAAUUUCGAGCAUCUAUGAUCCCCUUGGUCUCCUAUCACCCGUCGUUUUGGUGGCGAAAAUCAUCCUUCAGGACAUCUGGCGACUCAAAGGUGGCUGGGAUGAGAUUCUGCCCACCGAUAUUCUGAAUCGUUGGGGGCGCUUUGUGGAACAUCUGCCGAUGCUCGAACUGCUGAACAUUCCGAGAAGUUUCUUGACUAGUCCCCAGUCGGCGUAUCGUUCUUUUCAGUUGCACGCUUUUUCGGACGCAUCGAAAGAUGGUUUGGGUGUUGUAAUUUAUCUUCGAGCUGAAACCUCUGACGAGGUCGAAGUCUCUUUCGUAAUGGCAAAAGUAAGAGUUGCUCCCAUCCAUCAGCUUUCGAUUCCGAAGAUGGAGCUUCAAGGUGCUUUGCUAGCAGUCAGGUUAGCAAACUAUAUGUUGAAGGAGCUGACUCUGCCCAUAUCGAAUGUGUUUUUCUGGGUUGAUGCGAUGACUGUUGUUCGGUGGAUCCACGCCAGCCAUCGUCGUUACAACGUGUUCGUCGCAAACAGAAUAGCUGAGAUCCUGGAUUCAACGACCCCUUCGCAAUGGAGACAUGUUCCUGGUGUACUUAACCCAGCAGACGAAUGCAGUCGUGGUCUCUUUUUGCCACCCGAGCAAUGGCCGGCCCAGAUUCCAGCUACUGAAUUGAUCGACCACGAAGACGAGUCUAUUGGCUGUUUCCUAAUCGCCAAUCCUAGCGGGCCAGUAGAUGACGUUGUGGCACGAGCCGAUAAUCUACAUCGCCUAAUUCGCAUCGCCGCUAGGAUUGAAAGAUUCGUUCGCAACAUCCAGAUCCUCGUUCAUCGGAGACGUGCCAGAGAAAGGUCUAUUCUGGAUGGCAAUCAUGAAGAAGCAGCGACCGGACAAAGUGAGCAGUUGAAAACGGGCCGGCAGCAGAGUGCGGACGAGCUGAAGUCAGCCCGUCGCCUUUUAAUUCGCGAUUCGCAGCGCGACUCCUUGCUUGACGAUUUAAGCAGUUUGCGAAAGGCGAAGUCCGUUCGCCCGGAGUCUCGGUUGCUGAAACUGGCCGUUUAUCUAGAUGACGCCGGAAUCAUUCGUGUUGGUGGCCGCCUCGAAAAUGCCCCCAUCAGCGCUGAAGCCCGUCAUCCUGCCGUUCUGGAACUCAAGCAUCCGCUCACCCGAUUGCUCAUACGCUGGGCGCAUAUUUCCGUGGCUCAUGGAUGA